AUGGAAGACCGAAUAUUGGUUGAAGUGGCAGUAACCUCGACCACUGUAUUUGUGAUAUUAGCUUAUGCGUUACGAUAUCGAGCGGCGCUCAUCAAUGCAUUGUUUUCGUUCAUAUUCUUCAUUGCACUGUGUGUAUUCUCGAUGCGGUCACAGCAGCCCAUAUCAAAUGUACCCUUCAUUUUAUGGACACGUCUUUUUGACGGAACAGAUUCCAGGUACGUUAAAGUCUUCUUAAAGGCUCAGCCGGUGACCUGCUCCCAGCAAUUCCAUACUCCGUAUGUUAACCGAUUAUCGGUACUCUGA
Molecule: messenger RNA, 303 nt
Organism: Anisakis simplex (herring worm)
Lineage: Eukaryota; Metazoa; Nematoda; Chromadorea; Rhabditida; Anisakidae
Source: the annotation of a GenBank genome assembly